AUGAAACUGAAUAAACUAGUAACAAUUAUUGCACUAUUUUGUAUGCAUUUAACUUUGACGAAAUCAGCUGGUCUGAUACCAGAAAAUAUCGAUAUGUCAAAUGUGCCUUCAGUCAAUACGCAACCAGCUCUUUCAAUAAUGAAAGAUCUGAUUUCUGCUCCAAACAAACAAGUAACUACCAUUCCAUCGAUGGAAGAGCAAUUAGUGACAACAUCAAAAAAGACUAAUACACCAACAAUCAGAUUACCAGAAAUUACCAAGAAUUCAAUAAUCUCUACUACUUUCGUGAUGCCUACACUUAAACCACAAGAGGAUAAUAGCAUCAAACCUAUCGCACCACCAAUUAUUUCGCAAUCAAUUAUUCGCGUGAUUCCUACACCUAAAGCACAAGAGGAUAAUAGCAUCAAACUAUCCAUCAAACCUAUCGCACCACCAAUUAUUUCGCAAUCAAUUAUUCACGUGAUACCUAUACCUAAAGCACAAGAGGAUAAUAGCAUCAAACCUAUCGCACCAUCAAUUACUUCGCAAUCAAUUAUUCAAGUAUCUUCAACCUUAAAUCAAAAUUCACAAUCAAAUAAUGUCGCUCCGACUGAUCAAAUUUUCGCGAAUCCUUCUUUAGAUGAUUCAAACUCACAAAAUAGUGAUCAACAAAAUACUUUGCCAACUAAUAGCGUGGUUCCGACAAAUAAAAUUUAUCCAAAUCCUUCAGUUGAUGAAGAAACCAAGAAUUCCGAAUCUGAAUCGAGCUCUACAGAAGAACUGCAAGAUAUACCUUCAAGUGAUUCGAGCAAAACUUACAAGAAUCCAAGUAUGCAGGAAUUUGAAGAGACAUCAAAUGAAAUAGCAAAUAGCACUAUCAGCGAAAAUAGCGAAUCUACUGGUAUGGUUUCGUCAAAUUCAAAUGGCAACAACGAUACCUCAUCAUAUGAUACAAAUAUCGACAAUAAUUCUAAUCGCAACAGCGAUUCAAGUUUGAACAAUAAAAAUUACAACAAUCCAUCACUGACACCUGCUGAUAAUACGAAUGACCCAGCGCUAUCAACGGAGAGCUCUGUAUCGCCAGCAAGCAAACCCAGAAAUGAUUCUUCCAGUGGCACAACGAGUAGUUGGAUGGUUCAAAAUUCUCCGCCUUCUUCGUUUAGCACGUCUUCCCGUGACAAUUACAUUG
This is a messenger RNA of Ambispora gerdemannii, 1168 nucleotides long. The record is from the annotation of a GenBank genome assembly. Lineage: Eukaryota; Fungi; Glomeromycota; Glomeromycetes; Archaeosporales; Ambisporaceae.